CCGGCUGCGCAUGCGCCCCUCACACGUGCGCCCCGCACGCCGCCUCCGCCGCCGCGGCCCCGCCGGCAUCAUGCUGCGCGUUCGUGCCCUGCGGCUGCUCCGCCGCCGGCGGGCGAGUGGGGUCUCGGUCCCGGGGCCCUCUGGCCCGCGCCACUGCAGCUCGGGCCCUCUCGGUGUGCGCGACGAUGCCCCUGGCGCCCGGGCCUUCUUCACGACACCCAUUUUCUACGUGAACGCGGCGCCACACAUCGGACACCUGUACUCCGCGCUGCUGGCGGACGCCCUGUGCCGCCACCGUCGCCUGCGAGUCCCCAGCGCGGCCGCCACGCGAUUCUCCACUGGCACCGACGAGCACGGCUUGAAGAUUCAACAGGCAGCGGCCGCCGCGGGCCUGGCCCCCGCCGAGCUUUGCGACCGAGUGUCUGCCCAGUUCCAGCAGCUUUUCCGGGACGCUGGCGUCUCCUCCACCGACUUCGUCCGCACCACCGAGGCCCGGCACCGGGUCGCCGUGCAGCACUUCUGGGGCUUGCUGGAGGCCCGGGGUCUGCUUUACAAGGGGCUCUAUGAGGGCUGGUAUUGCGCCUCCGAAGAGUGCUUCCUGCCCGAGGCCAAGGUCACCCGGCAGCCGGGCCCGUCGGGGAAUGCGUGUCCUGUGUCUCUGGAGAGUGGGCAUCCCGUAUCCUGGACCAAGGAAGAAAACUACAUUUUCAGGCUUUCCCAGUUCCGAGAGCCGCUUCGGCGCUGGCUGCGGGACGACCCGCAGGCAGUCACUCCCGAGCCGUUUCGUCUCGCAGUUCUUCAGUGGCUGGAGGAGGAGCUGCCGGACCUGUCGGUCUCUCGAAGGAGCAGCCACUUGCACUGGGGCAUUCCCGUGCCCGGGGACGAUUCGCAGACCAUCUACGUGUGGCUGGAUGCCCUGGUCAACUACCUUACCGUAAUUGGCUACCCGAACGCGGAGUUCAGAGCUUGGUGGCCAGCCACCUCUCAUAUCAUAGGCAAGGACAUUCUCAAAUUCCAUGCUAUCUAUUGGCCUGCGCUCCUCUUAGGCGCCGGCAUGAGCCCACCUCAUCGCAUCUACGUCCACUCCCACUGGACGGUCUGUGGCCAAAAGAUGUCCAAAAGCUUGGGUAACGUGGUGGAUCCCAGGACUUGCCUCGAUCGCUAUACUGUGGAUGGCUUCCGAUACUUUCUUCUUCGGCAGGGCGUCCCCAACUGGGACUGUGAUUACUAUGAUGAAAAGGUGGUUAAAUUGCUAGAUUCAGAGCUGGCAGAUGCUCUGGGAGGCCUCCUGAAUCGUUGCACUGCCAACAGAAUAAAUCCUUCCGGGACCUACCCGGUUUUCUGCGCCAACUGCUUUCCCCCUGCGCCAGGGGUGGCGGGGCCAUCGGCUCGCGCUCAGGCUGAGGACUACGCCUUGGUGAACGCAGUGGCCACCUUGCCCAGGCAGGUAGCCGAGCAUUACGAUAACUUUCAGAUCUAUAAGGCUCUGGAGGCCGUGUCCAGCUGUGUCCGGCAAACUAACGGCUUUGUCCAAAGGCACGCACCAUGGAAGUUGAGCUGGGAGAGUCCAGUGGAUGCCCCCUGGCUGGGUACCGUGCUUCAUGUGGCCUUGGAAUGUUUACGAGUCUUUGGAACUUUGCUCCAGCCUGUCACCCCAAGCCUAGCUGACAAGCUGCUAUCCAGGUUGGGAGUCUCUGCCACAGAGAGGGGCCUUGGAGAGCUCUUUUUCUUGCCUCGAUUCUUUGGAUAUCCAUGUCCUUUUGAAGGGAGGAGGCUGGGACCUGAAACUGGGCUUUUGUUUCCAAGACUAGACCAGUCCAGGGCCUGGCUAGUAAAAGCCCAUCGGACCUAGAAACUUAGUUCUUAAUUGGCUUGUGAUAAAAAAGCAAAUGUGUUUCUUAUUUUGCAUUUUCAGGAAAGUUAUACUAAUGUUUCCUAAAGUGUUGCAUCAUAUGAGCACAUAAACCAUGUCCCUGUGAAAAGAGGUUUGUCACCUUUCAGGUGCCUACCCCCCUACUCUUCAGUUUUCUGUACCCAUUAACCACUAUCCUUUGCACACCAAUGUCUCUAAGAUGUCUCCAAGGUAAAGAUGGGGAAGAGACAACUUUGCUGAUACUAUUCCUUCUCAUUGUGCCUCCUUCCAAGCCACAGUUAAUGUUAUUUGCCCAGACUACCUCUUAUGGCUUUUCAUUGGCCUGGCCUCUGCUGGGCAAGUUAGUGGAGAGUGGGGGUUGGAGGCUCCCCUACCUCAGCUUUUACAGAGUACAAUUGUACAGAGUACAAUUUUGUUAUGUAUAUUGGGUUUCCUAUUAAAAAGAGAUUUUUUUUUAUUAAACCUUUAAAAGCCAUUGUCCUCAACUAGAUGGUUUUUGCCCAUGUUCGUAUUUUCAGUUCUUAAAACUGUAACUCUGUACUUUGUUAAUAGUCUAAUAGUUGUGCUUUUUAACAUUAUACGUCAACCAGUAGAUGGCUCUAAAGUCUCAAAUAAUUACUUGACAAUGACCUUUCAGAAUAUUUAGAAUAAAUCAGUUUUCUGCUUUCUAAUUAUGCAGAAUUUAAAUUUAGAGAAAAAUUUUUAUUGCUUUUCUUAAAAUAAGGGAUAACUGUAGCCACUGCAGUUUCACACAAAGCAAUAAAAAGAUCACUACUGAAAAAGGACAUAUCCUUUAUUAAUAUUUAGUAAUCUAAUAAGUAAACUUACCAAAUUUGUUUGGACCAUCUGUGAUAAAUUAUAAAGCUCUCGAGGUAGUUGGCAUGUUAAAAAUUUUAAACUUUAGUAACAUUAAGUUUACACAUACGACUUAAGAAAUCUGUAAAUAGUUCAGAGUGGUUAUAUUUUUUUUAUUUCUUAGUUAUAAUUAUGUCACCACAUACAGAAUUUACUUUUUAUAAUUUCUUUUGGUCAAUCAGAAUCUAUGAUACAAGACAGACAUUGUGUGAAUAGUUAUAAAUGUUAAUACAUUUACUUUCAAGUACUUUUUACUUUUUUUUUUUUUUUUUGCUUUCUUAAGUUAUUAAAGUUUAAAAGUUUUUGAGUACCUUAUUUAGAUCUGUUCUGUUGAAUUUGUUGAAGGUGAUGGUGAAGGGAGGAAAUGAUCAAUGCUCCAGGAAUCUCAAACUGGAUUUAGGGAUCUCUCCAAGGCUCCAUGAGAGAACAUCACAGAGAGAUGUUACGGUAUCAAUUUAUACAAUGACUACAACACAAUAAGCCAGCAUUAUAUGUCAUAGGUAAUUGGACAGGUAGGCCAGAGUUUAAAAGGAGAACUUGCCUUGAAAUAUCCACUUUAAGCAUGGUAGCUAGCAGAGAGGGCUUAUUAUGAGGUAAACUAUUGUGCUGGUAGUUCCCCCAUAUUUAUUCUAGGUGCUACUAUUCAGCUCCAGUUUCUUUUCAUUAAUCAAUGUGGUGAGAGCACAACCACACUGUUGCUUGGAAACACUGCUUGGGAACAUUGCUUAGGAAAGAAUCCUUGAAGGCAUUCUAAAGGGGAAGGACCAUUUCAACAAAUGUUCCUUCAGACCUUCCUUAUUCUUCAUAAUGGAAUCCUGGGCUUUCCACAUGACAUAUUCUAGUUAUCUGCUGGGAUUAGUAGGGCUGAUUACUUAGGCCUAGAAGGGAGAAUAGUAUCUGCUAGGGCUGGAUAGAGCAGAGUGGUGAAAGAGAUGAGAUGUGUUUACGCGAAUGAACAAAAACAGACUUGGAAAACCAGUGGAAUGAUAAUAACCUCUGCCUUUGAAGUGCUCUUAUAGCAGUCUUACUGAACUUAUCAUGAAAGGAGAGACACUCUUCCACUUGAAUGUUCUUUCCUAUGGUCUAGUGCUGGUCAAUACACUGGACCUUGGCUUGCUGGGUGUAAUGGAGUAUCUUUGUGCAGACUGUCAUUUGUACAGACAUUUACCUGGCUACCAGAAUAUUUAUGUUACCCAAGGGCACAAGAAAAUAGAAGUAUCAAAGAGGACAGGGCAUAAUUAACAUAAAAGACCAGAUACUUUGAAGUGAGGAAGUGUGGAUCUGAGUUACUCAGUAGAAGGUGAACCAGUUGGAUUCACUGUUGGAGGCAGGAGAGGUAAAGCAAAUAACCUUUGGCUACUUAGUUGAUAUGUUCAAUUUGAUCCAGCAGUUUAGGAAUGGCAAGUGGAGGAUAGAUGAAACUUAAAACUGGAGUACAUGUGCUUCUCAGAGAGGACAUAUUGUGGAUCCUUUGACAGAAAGGUUAAGUGUCUGCCUUUGGCUCAGGUUGUGAUCCCAGGGUCCUGGGAUCGAGUCCUGCAUGGGGUUCCCUGCUCCAUGGGGAGCCUGCUUCUCCCUCUGUCUCUACCUCUCUCUCUCUCCCCCUGUCUCUUUAAUGAAUAAAUAUUUUAAAAAAAAAGAAUAGCUAUUGAGAAUUUUAGCCAUACUUAGACUGUCAAAGUAAGGUGAGACAGAAGUACAGAAGUUCUGUCCUUGGCUAUUAAUUGAAUUUCACCAUUUGGUUGAUAGCACAGAUUACUCACCAUAGAUUAUUUAAAGUCUACAGCUCCUCACUUAACAGGAAGGUAUGAGAUGUCAGGAUGUUUCAGGAAACCAAGUGCACCAUCUACAAGAAGAAAAUUAUAGCUCCAAGGAAAGGUGAGCCCUGUCUUCAAGUCAUGAAGGAUUUUUGGAUGAAACAUCUGCAGAGGACCUGGAAGACUCACUGGGUAAGCCGGAGGGACAGCUCUAGGAAUAACUGAAGUGGAUGAUGCCACCUUUCUUAGUGUACAGUAUGGAGAAAAUGGUACUGUUCUCCUUAUAUACCAUUCCUAAGGCCAUGCCUUGUGCAUGUACUCUUCAUUAGUUGACAGUCACUGGUUUGUGGGAUUUAAGAUGAAGAUGAGCCUUCAAAAAUUAGUUUAUGAUUGACUGUUAAAGAUUAGAAUUUGUUCUUAGUAGAGUCCAUAAAAAUAUGACCAAUUACACAUUUUUUCUUGAUUAAAAUAUUUUAAAAAGUGUAAUAACUUUUAGUUUAGAAAACAUUAAGAUAAUUUCAGUAAUUUGGCUUCCUUUGAACUAGCCUAGAAGAAUCUUUUGGUUAAAAAUUAUAAAUACUAAAAAUAUAAAGUUAAUAAGAAUGUUAUACACUUUGGGUUAAAUCACUAAAACAGUACAAAUAGAAUGUGUUUCUUUCAAGCCAGAUAAAAAGAAAUGUUAAAACUCAAUCCAACAUAAGACAGGAAGGAGAAAAAAGGGCAAAGAAAAAUGAAAAAUAUGGUCAAAGAAAACCUAUAAUAAGACAGUAUAAUUACAAAUAUUUCAGAAUUGUAAUAAACAUAGAAUGAACCUUCUGUCAAAAGACAGCAAUGUUCAUGCUUAGUUUUUUAAUGUUUAAAUUAAAUAGUUAUAUGUACUUAGAAGGUAUAUACUUAGAAAAUGAGACAUGAAGAAACAACAGGCAUGUAAAUAAACCAAAAGAAAGCUGGUAUUGUAAUAUUAGUAGACAGUCUAUACUGAGGGAAAACCAUUACUAAAGAUAAAGCGAGACUUAAUAUAAAAGGAGUAAUGCACCAACAGGUUAUAACACUUAGGAACUUGUAUGAUCUAACAACAUAUUCUCAAAAGGUAUAAAAGGGUAAAAUUGAAAAUAACAAGAAAUGUUCAAGUCUGCAAAAAAAUGAAAUCGCCAUUCAUGAGUUCAGAGAAACCAGGCAAUGAGAAAGUAAAAACUUACACUAGAUGUUAGUACUUCAGUCUGUACUGCUUACUACCAAGUGUAUCACUGAUUACUGUUAAGUGUAGAAAAAAAUAAAAAUCUUAUCGCAGGUAUGGUUUUAUGACUGUAAAACUUUGACUUUUUCCAAAUAUGCCUCUGUGAAAACAACUUGCUUUUUAAAUAGAAAUGCCAGCAAAUAUACCUAUUCAGUAAAUCUUCUCUCUUUGGAUUAUUAAAAGGGGAGAAGCCCAUGAUCAUUUUGCCAGAUUUUUUCAUUGUUCAGUAAUAAAGAUGAAGGGAGAGAACCAGUGGUUCUAUGUUCCUUGAUUGUGUUCUCUCAUCUUUUCCCAUCAACUCUGAAAUAUUUUUCUUUCUCUCCUUAGCUGAUGAGAAGUUGGGGCACAGGAGAUUAGGUAAUUUGGCUAAGGUUAUAGCUUGUAAAACAGAAGAGCCUAGACUCAGACUUGAUGCCAGAGCUGCAGCACUAACACCACAAUCCAUCUCACUGAGUAUAUACUAAGGGCACUGUAUUAUGGGGUUAGAGGAAGCAAUAUAAUCAGAACCAAAGAUCUGAAGACCUAAAGUCUAAGUAAGAACCCUUAAUUGGAAUAGAGCAAUGAGUGUUUCAAAAUGAGGAAUUAUUCUUGAUUGCUAGAUUAUGAAAUAGAUGAGUGCCAAAACAGAAAUUAAAAAAAAAUACACCUUUAUCAUGAAAUAUGUUAUAUUUCUCAUUUGCUUUCAGUAGUUUCCUUUAUAUCCUAAGCCUACUUAUGUGUGCUGGUAUAAAUUGUUAAAAUUUUAAUAACUCUAUAGUCUCUCUUUCUUUUUCCUUAAGAUUACUUUAUUUCAGAGCACUGUUCCAAAUUCUUGAAUCCAAAAAUUCUCCUCUAAAGGGAAGUAUACUAUUGUAAAUUUCUGAAUCUAAGUAUUUUGAAAAUACUAUUUUACUAAUAAUGUAAGUACACAUUAAUCUCUAAACAUGAAAACAUAUCAAUAUUCAAGUUUUAUUUCAAUUGACUAUUAUAGUAACAAAGCCAGAGAAUUUUAUUAGAGCUCACAAACACUGAAACUUUUUCAUUUCAUACAUACAGUUUUAGUUUUAAUACAAAUGAACUUACGAAAAGACUCAUCUAUUUAACAAUUUUAAGUUCUAUGAAUUUACUGAACAUUUAUUACUGUAUUCUUACAACGUGUUUCCUAAUAAGCCUGCAGAAACCAGAUUAAAUGCCCUUUGACUCUAGUUAUUACCAAAGCCAAGUAUCACCCCAUUAGCUAAUGGGCCACCUACUGAAUAAUUCCUGGUUAGUUAUCUCAUACACAAGUCAAGGCAUGUUCUAAUUCCCCCUAAUUAGAGAUUUUAUUAGGAACUGCACAAAAUGUCAUAUUUUACAUUUUUAAUGAAAUGUAGGUAUUAGGUUGGACAUGGGCUACACCUUGAAGAAAUGUGAUAAAACCUAUGUUUAAUAUAGGUCUCUAAGCUAUCAUUUAAAUUGUAUUUUUAAAAAUGUAUAAAAAAGUAUUAAAAUCCUUGCUAACUUGGGAGCCAAGAACACCUCCAUCUUUUUUUUUUUUUUUUUUUUAAAUAAUUUCUUCAGAAUUAGGUUUAAAUCCAAGUUACAACGUCCCAAGUUAGCAAGGCACGAUGGGUGCCUUUUUGGUAUUUUUUGCAUGUAGAAUAUGACUUGUUAAUAUAAUCACACUGGUGUGUUAUAAAAAAUAUAUAGCAUUUUUUAGGUUGUCUUUAAAAAAUUACUUACUAAAGCAGUUUACAAAGGCUUUCACAUUAAGCAAAGAAUCUUCAAUCCUGAAUUUACUGCAUUAACUUUUUAUAUUUAAAUUUCUAUAAAACUUAUUUGCUGGAAACUCCCUACAUUUUUAAAAAGUAAACCUUUUAUUCCUCAGUUCAGUUUCAUUUUAUAACUCAUCCCUGGAAUGUAACUAAAUAAAAAUCAAGUAACAACGUAUAAGAAGCCCAUUUUGGUAUUAUAGAGAAGACUUUAAGCACAGAAAUGAAUUAUUGAUAAUAUGUAUGGUUCAUUGCACGAAAACUGAUGGUUAGAUUUUCACACCAUUUAAAAUAUGCAAGGAGUAUUUUUUGCUAAAUAUUAAGGAAAAAAUUGUUUAUGUUUGUUAUGACAUUGUCUAACCUAGCUUUAAAAAAUAAUUAUUAGUUAAUCCUCAAACUAGAAAGAUUUUUAUUUAAAUGUUGCCCACAUAAAAAUCAGCCUCUAGAAGGUAGUUAAUUCAUAACAUUUUAAGUAAAAUAUUUUUGGAUGUAACUGAUGUCAUAAAAUUAGUUUUCUGUCCUAAGGAGAAUAUAUGGGACUUCUUCCUUUUUCCAUAAUCUAUGGAGACCAUCUAAAAGUAGAGCUAUCCAUUCUGGGGCACAAAACCCAAUAUAAAUGUAUAACUAACUGUGUAUAGCUAAGUGUAAAAAUUAGGAAAUCAACCUGAUUUCAGAAAAGCAAAGGAAAAGUAGCGAAAACUUACUGCCUAACAUCAAGAGUGGUGAGAAGGAGACUACCAAGGUCAACCAAGUUAUCAAAACCCAUCAUUGGUAAGUCUGUAGAGGUAGCUGUUUGAAAUAUUCAUAUGUGAAGGUAGGUUAAGUUUGAGCUCAAGAGUUUUAAAUAAUUCUCUAAAGAUAGACACACAGGGCACAGGCAUGAAAAUCUAACUGGUAAACAUAGGAUUGUUGAAUUUAUUUUCAUUUUUCCUUUGUCACAGACAUUAGGAUGUAUGUGUUAUUUUAAUUGAAAACUGUUCUCACAAACAGUUGUAUAUAGCCUAAAUAAAAUAAUCCUAAGGUUAACCUUAAUGGCCAGCAUUUGGAUAGUACAGGAAUAAUUUACUUUAUAUUAGUAUCUUUUAAAAAUAAUUUGCAUAAUCGGAUACUAAUAAAGAUUUUAGAAAGUUUCUUUUAUGUGUUGCUAAAAAUAUUUAAGUGGAUAUAUUAUAUAAUUUGCUUUGCUUUGGUACCAAAGUUAGACAUGUUAAAAACAAAGAUCUUAAAUAUGAUUAGCAAGAAACACACUGAAAUUAUUAAAACCAUCUCAAAUUAUUGAUGUAUACUUUAAAAUUAUUAUCUUUUAGAUGUUUUCUCCAAAACAUCAAAGGAAAAAAAUGCUUUUUUGGUAAUAUUUUUGUGUUGAUUAAGCAUUUCCUUUAUAUAUUAUCAUUGGUCAUUUCAGAAUCUAUGAGGCUAAAGAUGAGGGUUUAGUCUCCAUAUCUCUGUCCAUUUUGAUAUCCUAACUUGCAGCAAAAAAAGGACCUUGGUAGUUAAAAGCUAGAACAUUUACCUCUUAAAACCUAUUACAGCUGUUUUUGCUAUUAUUGGUAUCUUAAGUUCCCUAUAAAAUAAGAGCCAGAUAUCACAAUUUAAGCAUAACAGUUUUGGGGGUUUGUUGUUGUUGUAUAUUAAUGACUUUCAUAUUAUCUCCAUUUUUCUGUAAUUUAUAUCUGGAGAGAAAAAUAAAGUAGUCCCAUCUUUAUAGAGUUGAAUUAAUGUACUGUGAAAGUGCAUCAUGACCUUUUGGUAAAGUGUAAAAUUGCCUAAAAUAAAUUAGCUAAGAAAAACACUUCAAAUAGAAAUCUUACUCUGAAGGAAAAUGCAGUUACUCUUGGAUUCUUGAAACUUACAAAAGUUUUAGAAAAAAUAAUGCCUUGGUAUAUACCAAAUAAGCCUGAAUAUCAAAUAUGGGAUUAAAAUGAAAAUGCCAGACAAGUGGAGUAUUAAAUAGAAUGUUUCAUGAUAUUUUUGCCUACGGCUCUAAUUAUAGAAUACUAGACGUUAACACAUAGCAUGUUACUUUCAUAAUAAAGGUAGCAAAAUAAAAUAUUCUCAAUAGCUGGAGUGGUCUUAGGAUGUGCCAGAAUAAUUUAUAUAACUAUGUUAUUACAUUUUAUUUCUCUACAUAGAUAUUUUAGCCCAGAAACAUUUUGGCAAUAUACCCAAAAAGAAGAUACAUCAAUGGACAAUUCAUUAUUCUUUAUGAGGCAAGAUAAAAAAAAUUAAUUUAUAAUUGGGUUAUCUUCCUAAUGUUAUAGAAGGUUUUAAUAUAUAAUUCUUACUCUUUUCAACAGAAGUGCAAACUAGCUUUAGGUUUUAUAAUAGACAUGAAAUCAAAAUAGCAAAAAAAAUAAGACUCUUUUCUAGUAUUGUGCAAAUUUCAAUAAAUGCUAGAUAAAAUUACAUGUAGUCAGUUUAAAUGUUGCUUAUUUAUCUUACUUUUAAUUGUUUUAUUAUUAAUCCAGGCUUGUAUAUAAGGAAUAUAAUGUUUUACAGAAGAAAGUUGGGACAUACAUUAAGCAGGCAGCAUUUAAAGAAAAGUUGGCAUGGCCAUUUUUAAAUUUUAACCAAGUGUUGCAUUUCUUAAUCAUAAAAAACUUAUGUAAGAGUAGCCAUAGCGUCUUUGUAUUUAAAAGGUGAAAUACAAUGUUAUGGGUUAAGUUCAUUCAAAGUUAACGUUUUGAAAGCCUAGAAAGCUCACAAGCUAAGACCUGAAUGAAAAGAUAAACAGGAAUAACGAUAUUGUCACAGUGUUAAAGGAAAAAAAUAUGUAUUGAAUCUGACAUGAUAUAUGCAACGAAUGCUUAUAGCCCUUGCUGAGAUGCUAUAAGAACCCUUACACUUUUGGUGUGAAUGACAAAAGAGGGUCAGAAUAGAUACAGAGAUCUAUUUAAGCACGUUUAAGAACAGUGUCUACUCUGGUCGUAGUAACUGGUAUAAAAUAAACAGUCAUAAUAUGACAAUUCCAGAUAUUAUAUAUAUAAAUGAUCUUUACAUGUAUUAAUAUGUCAAAAUUUCUAAUGUAAAUCUAAAGUUUGUUUUAUAAAAAAGUAUUUUAUGUAAGUAAAGUAUAUACAAACUUAAAUACAGCAAAGCCAAAAUGAUGUGGAAGCUAGAAUCCCAUUAUCUCCCCAGAAAGAUAGUGUUUUUUAAAAUUUGCUAUAUUACAACAAACGGCCUGUUGCUAUGUAUAUUCUGUAUAUGCCGUGGUUAUGUCUACAAAUAAUGAAACAUCUGGAAUAAAUCUGAAAAAUCCAAACACCAAAAAUGUUUUUAAGUGCUUAUUUACAUUAUCAUGUUCAUAAGAUAGCCAGAUAAUGACAAAAUUUUUCAAACUUUCUCAAGGUUAUUUGUUGCUUUAUAGAGUUAUGACCUUUGUUCUCUUUGUUACAAGUUAGAAGUGUGUUAUUUAAAUGUGUGUGAAAUUAAUAAAGGAAACCAUGAUUUUUAUCCUGCACCUCCAAUGUUCUGGCUACUAAGAUUUCUUUAAUG
This is a messenger RNA of Nyctereutes procyonoides (raccoon dog), 10947 nucleotides long. It is a transcript of the gene MARS2, whose product is annotated as methionyl-tRNA synthetase 2, mitochondrial. Lineage: Eukaryota; Metazoa; Chordata; Mammalia; Carnivora; Canidae. Gene Ontology annotation, molecular function: methionine-tRNA ligase activity; ATP binding. The coding region runs from base 11 to 1852 and encodes 613 amino acids. The transcript has a single exon. Gene Ontology annotation, biological process: methionyl-tRNA aminoacylation. The record is from RefSeq and is a predicted model, not a curated record.